Vidua chalybeata is the source of this 1371-nucleotide messenger RNA. It is a transcript of the gene HSPBP1, whose product is annotated as HSPA (Hsp70) binding protein 1. The transcript is spliced from 7 exons. The record is from RefSeq and is a predicted model, not a curated record. Lineage: Eukaryota; Metazoa; Chordata; Aves; Passeriformes; Viduidae. The coding region runs from base 1 to 1110 and encodes 369 amino acids.
AUGGCGCGGAAGCGCUGGAGCUCGCGGCGAGCGGCCGCCACCUCGAGGCGCAGCGCGGCGUUCUCGCGCUCCAGGAACGCCGCCCGCACCGAGAUCUGGUUCUCCUUGAGGCGCCGCGCGUCCCGCGAGCGCUUGGCCGCCGCGUUGUUCCGCGAGCGCCGGCUCCAGUACUUCUCGUCCUGCGGGGGCGCCGCGGCCGCUCAGGGCACGGAUAAUUUUGGGUAUUUUCUCUCUCCGCAGAGGCAGCAGUGGCUGCGCCAGGCCGUGUCCCAGGCCCUGGCCGGGCCCGGAGCCGCCCGGGCCGAGCUGCAGCGCUGCCUGGGGCUCCUGGCCGGGCCCUGCCCCGGGGAGGCGGCGCCCGAGCGGGGCCUGGGGGACACCGGGGGGCACGAGGGGGCCCUGGCCGAGCUGGCCGAGCUCUGCGAGAGCCUGGACAACGCCACAGAUUUCUGCUCUUUAGGGGGCCUGGAGGUGCUGCUGGAGCUGCUGGGCCACCGCUGGCCGCCGCUGCGGGCCGGGGCCGCGCGGGUGCUGGGGGCUUGUGCCCAGAACCUGCCGGGGGCCCAGGCCCGGGCGCUGGCCCUGGGGGCUCUGCCCGCGCUGCUGGGGGGGCUGCGGGCAGACCCCGACCCCCGCGUGCCCCCCGCCGCCCUCUUCGCCAUCUCCUGCCUGGUGCGGGCGCAGCCGGAGGGGCUGGAGCAGCUCGAGGCCCUGGGGGGGCUCGAGGUUCUGGGGGGGGUCCUGCAGAGCCCCCAGCCCGCGCUGCGGGCCCGGGCGGCGUUCCUGCUGCACUGCCUGCUCCGGGAGCACCCCCGCCUCAAAGGGCCGCUGGUGCAGCAGGGCCUGGUGGCGCGGGCGGCGGCGCUGCUGCGCUCCGAGCACGACGGCGCCCACGAGCACGGCCUGGGGGUGCUCUGCAGCCUGGCCGCGGGCUGCCCCGAGGGGCUCCGGGAGUGCCGGGACCCCGCGCUGGGGCUGGAGGAGCUGCUGCGGCAGCGCCGGGAGCUGCUGCGGGGCCACGACGAGUUCCAGGAGGAGCUGGAAUUCUGCGAGCGGCUGCUGCAGCUCUGCUUCGAGACCCCCCCCGAAGAAUCCACCAUGGACCGAUGACCCCAAAACCGCCCAAAAUUCCCCCAAAAAUCCCCCCCGGGGGGUCACCGGCCCCCCAGAAACCCCCAGAUCCGGCGAGCCCCCCACGAGCCGGGGGGGAAGAGACGCUCCGGGCCGGUCCCUGCCCGGGGUUUGGGGCGACAGACGGGGCGGGGGCGCGAUCGGAAAGGGAAAAAUGGGGAAAAAACCCAAAAUCCCCCAAAUUCAGCACGGAGAGCGCGGGGGCGGGGUUAUGCUAAUGAAGAGGCGUUGCUAUGCUAA